Molecule: messenger RNA, 1743 nt
Organism: Heteronotia binoei (common prickly gecko)
Lineage: Eukaryota; Metazoa; Chordata; Lepidosauria; Squamata; Gekkonidae
Gene: LRRC69
Product: leucine rich repeat containing 69
Exons: 8
Coding region: 73-1116 (347 amino acids)
Molecular function (GO): protein binding
Source: RefSeq, a predicted model, not a curated record
CGGCCUUAUUUACGCCUGCAGUUUCUAUGGCGCUGCAGCUGGGCGACCUUUCCGGUUGAAGAGAAAAGAAUCAUGCCGCAGUGGCCGCUGCUCCGAGCGCUCCGAGGCGGUCAUGGGACUCGCUCGCUGUCGCUAACCGCGCGUCGACUGCACCACUUGCCCUGGGGCUUAGCCAAAAUGCAGGCGCUGGAAUGCCUGAAUUUGCGGGACAACAGGUUGUGUCGGCUGCGCCCGGAUAUGGAGGCUCUGAGCCGGUUGAAGGUACUAAAUCUGGGAAACAACAUUUUUGAGGAUGUUCCAGAGGAGCUGACAUGUCUCAAAUCUCUACAGAAGCUUCAUUUGUUUGGAAACAAGAUAACCAGAAUGUCACCCUUAGUAUGUGGUGGAUUGCAGAAUUUAGUACUUCUAAAUCUGAACAACAACCAACUUAGCUAUCUUCCUCCAGAGAUACACAGGCUUGAAAAUCUUGAGUGCUUGAGUUUAAACAAUAACCAACUGCAAAGUAUCCCUAGAGAGCUGUGCUUUCUCCAAAAGCUGCAUGAGCUCCAUUUGACCCACAAUUCUCUCAAGGCACUCCCUGAAGAGAUUGGACACCUGACAAAACUCAAGAUCUUGAGCUUGUCAAGAAAUCAAAUAGAAGAGCUCCCUGAAGGUCUUUGCAAAAUGGGGAGCCUUCGAGUUCUAGAUGUAGCAGGAAACAGCAUUCAGAUUUUCCCAACUGCAAUGCAGGAUCUUAAGCUGGUGGAACUUUACUGUGAAGGUAAUCCACUGAUUCAGAAACGUCCAGUUAGUGCCAUACAAGAAGAGGACAUUUUAAUGCUUAAGGAAAUAACAGCAAGAUUUAUUCUUGCUCAACUGAAAAGCAACAACCUUUUUUUACACAGAGCAAUCAAGCAGAACACAGAGGCAGAAAAAAUUCUUUCUCAGCAACAAGAAUGUGCUCAAUGUGGAUAUGGUUUUCUGAAUAUGUGGCUAGAAUGCGUGCAGUUUGUAAAUGUAAAGCAGCGAAUGAAGACCAGCAGAAACUUGCACCUCUUACCUGUCAGGAUACUGCUGUGCUCUUACAAAUGCUUUAACCACCAUGAUGAUGGACUCUAUGGAAUUGCCGUGCCUUAGAGCAAGCAGCAAAUGCACACAAGGCCUCAAUCAUCAAAACCAUUGAGGCAUUUUUAAGAACUGAAUUUAAGCCUGUAUCAAUAUUACUUUGAAAUACACAGUUAAGUUGAAGUAAUGGUUGCAGAGAAGUGAUCUAGUGGGCAGAAAUUGUUCUCUACAGCUGUGCAAGGCUGGCAAUGUGUUUUGGCAGACUUGAUUGUAUUUCUGAAAAUGGAUGACUCAAGCUAAUGACAUUGCUUAGCAAUGAGGUAAAGUUUUAUAAUGUAAACUCUAACUAACCUGUGUUACUGUGGUUGCUUUGGCUUCCCUGUUAAGAUCUAUCUUGCCUAGCAUGAAAUUCUGAUGACAUACACCCCCUUCCCCAAAUCUAAGGUCAGGCCUUAAAAUGGCAACAGAAUACUUUAACAUGUGUCUGGCGAUUACAUAGUCCUUGAUUUCCAUUAUAAAUCCUGCGUUCUAGAAGUUUAUAACUUGGCUUUAGCAAUUGGCAUGCAGAAUUUUCAACUCAGGAGAAAAUGUGUUGGAGUGUUUUAUAAAAGAAAAAAAAGGUGACAUAUUUUAAGAAGGGUUUCUUUGCUCCAAGAGCUCUGAUUAUAAACAGGCUGUGUGACAUGAAAACAUUGAGGG